Messenger RNA from Scleropages formosus (Asian bonytongue), 3236 nucleotides. RefSeq names its product zinc finger protein 384-like. Gene Ontology annotation, cellular component: nucleus. The transcript is spliced from 11 exons. The record is from RefSeq and is a predicted model, not a curated record. Gene Ontology annotation, biological process: regulation of transcription by RNA polymerase II. Bases 465 to 2174 code for a protein of 569 amino acids. Gene Ontology annotation, molecular function: DNA-binding transcription factor activity; RNA polymerase II cis-regulatory region sequence-specific DNA binding. Lineage: Eukaryota; Metazoa; Chordata; Actinopteri; Osteoglossiformes; Osteoglossidae.
CGAACAACGACGGACGGGCGCGGAUAAUAUUGUUUUCCAGCGCAAGCGCACGCGCCUUUUUGUAGUAAAAAAUAAUCGUUUGCAGCCCACAAGCUUAGCUAACCCUGUGUUUGAAAUCGAGUGUUUUUCUUUUAGCUUUAGUGAAUUGUCAGAAAAAAAAUUUUUUUUAAGAAAAAAAAGAUUGUUUUGUAACGCAUCCUCCCUCCCCGGGAAAGAAGAGUUAAGCAGAACACAGAUAAAUUCACUGUAAUUUCAUGUAUGCAGAUUUCGGGAAAAAAAAAAACUACGAACGGCCCGUGAUGAGCAUGAUAUUUUCCAAGCAAUUGAAUUUGAAUAUGGUUUUAUCACGGCCAGAUAGCUGUUAUUGCUUAUAAAUAAUGAACAUGAUCAUGUAGCUGUUGGUAGCCAGAUAGCAGCAGGUCGCCGCGUCGUGUGCUGAAUUUGCUAAGCUGUUAGCAGAAGGAAUGAUGGAAGAUUCCCAUUUUAACUCAUCAUACUUUUGGUCUCCAGUUCCUACAGUACAAGGACAGUCAUGGCAGAUUGAGAACGCCAUGUUUCUGAACAAGAUGAAGGAGCAGCUGGGUCCUGAGAAGAACCCAUCCUUCCCUCACUCUUCUUCUCACUACCCCACUGCUGUGCUCACUGUACCGGGCCCAGUUGCCAUGGAUGCAGGAGGCCGGGCACCUAAGCAAGAAGGGGGUGGAGGAACCUCACUGGCCGUGGGAAGCCACCUUCACCCUCCGCAUACCACCCAGAACAUCACUGUGGUGCCAGUGCCCUCCACUGGUAUCAUGGCAGCAGCCGGUCUAGUUAUCACCACUCCCCAGGGCACCCUGGUCUCUCCUCCCUCCUCAUCGCAGUCUUUUGUCUCUGCACACCCAACCACCACCAUGAUAGUAUCAACUCUACAUGCCCCAAACUCAGAUAAAAAAGAGGAGGUCAGCAUUUCCCCAGCGGUUGUCAUGCCGACACCAUCAAAACGGGGCAGGAAGAAGAAGUCCGUGCUCCCACGGGCAGGCCCUGCCGCCGGUGGUCAUCCCCUUUCCACAGGAAGUGACGCACUAAUCCUGGCUCACCUUGCUGCAGGAGGGCAGCACCAUACCGCUGACCCCUAUGACCUUUCAAAUGAUGAGGAGGACCAUGGCAACAAAGAUGGGAGCAAGUCUUACCGGUGCCGGAUGUGUGCGGUGACCUUCUUCAGUAAGUCUGACAUGCAGAUCCACGCCAAGUCGCACACAGAGGCCAAACCGCACAAGUGCCCCCACUGCUCCAAGUCGUUCGCCAACUCCAGCUACCUGGCGCAGCACAUCCGCAUCCACAGCGGGGCCAAGCCCUACACCUGCUCCUACUGCCAGAAAUCAUUCAGGCAACUCAGUCACUUACAGCAGCACACACGCAACCACACAGAGGCCAAACCGCACAAGUGCCCCCACUGCUCCAAGUCGUUCGCCAACUCCAGCUACCUGGCGCAGCACAUCCGCAUCCAUACUGGAGUCAAGCCCUAUACCUGCUCCUACUGCCAGAAAUCAUUCAGACAGCUGAGUCACCUACAGCAACACAACAGGAUCCACACUGGAGACCGGCCUUACAAAUGUGUCCAUCCAGGCUGCGAGAAAGCGUUCACCCAGCUCUCAAAUCUGCAGUCUCACCGGAGGCAGCAUAACAAAGACAAGCCGUUCAAGUGUCACAACUGCAACCGAGGUUACACAGAUUCAGCCAGCUUGGAGGUUCACCUGUCUACCCACACGGUCAAGCAUGCCAAGCUGUUCUCCUGUGGUCUGUGCAACCGCACUUAUACUUCGGAGACGUAUCUUAUGAAACACAUGAGGAAGCACAAUCCCGACCCUCUUACUGCCGCCACAGUUGUUGCUGCUCAACAGUCGCAACAGAACCAGAGCCAGGCGGGUACAGCAGGGGGCCAGAGCCGAGGAGAAAGAGAAAGUGGAUCCGCAACGGGUGGAGGUGGAGGGGCAAGUAGUGGGCAGAGUCAGAACCCUAGCAGCUACCCACAGACGGAAGGAGUGCCCUGCCCUUUUGACCUGCAUCAGUACAAGACCGUGUCAGCUGGGGAUAUCCAGUAUAAGCCAGUCAGCGUUACAGACCUGACAGCACAUAAGGACCUCUGCCUCACCGUGUCCACAUCUGCGAUUCAAGUGGAACAUCUCAACUCAUAGACCUUAGGCUUGGAGGAGCAAUGGUAAUACCCCUGCCCCCUCUAUCAAAACAGAGGAAAUCCAGAAACUGUACAAGAAGGUUAGCAUAAAAGCAGAAGGUCAUAUUUAUCUGAAGGAAGACUGAAAGGAAUAAGACAAAUUCUAAACUUUGGAGGAAGGACAUUUUAACAAGUGGAAUGGAGAAUUCGGUCAGAAACAUGGCAGAAUGACAAAGAAGGAAAAGAACAAGGAAGAGAAUAUGCAAGAGAGGGACCUAGAUAUUUUUUUAACAGUUUCUCACUUUUUAUUAUUUCUAGUUUAAUUUUACUUCAUUUCCUUGCCAGAUGGGGAUCGUUCGGUAACAGAUGUGGGUUUGAGUCAGCCUCUUGGGUGAUUCAGUGUGAGAACAUUGUGUGAAAGGCUGCGAAAGGACUUUAAAAGAAAGAUUUCUUUCUUUUUUUAUUUUGUCAUUUUGUAUCUUCCUGCUCUUCCCUAGGAAACUACAAUGGCGAAGGUGGCUAAAACAUUGAUGGUAAUCACAUCAAUAGUAUUGAUAACAGUUGCCAAGCACUCUGUGAAAGUCAUUUUUAUACUUUCAUAAAGAUAGCCGUAGACAUUAUUUCUAUAAUUGUUGUUAUUGUUAUUUUCAAUAUCUGUCAGAAGAGUUACUGUAAUAUGUAAGAUAUGCUGGCAAAAAAGUUCAUUGAUAAAAGGGAAGGCUGUUUAUGCUUAACAAGUUAUAAAAUAUAGAUAUAUAUAUCAACGUGUUAAAAAUUCAUGCAUAAAAAAAUCAUUGACAUGUAUCUUGACAUCAGCCAGACACAGCCUAAAUUCAGUCCACUUUUCUUUUUGAGAAUGGUUGUCUGUUUGGAAAUUGGCUGGUUCUUGUUAUGUGUAAUCCUUGUAGUAUUUCAUUAUGUGUCUACAAUAACAUGGUUUUGAAAAUUAUUAUUACUAUUAUUAUUACUGCUCACUACUUCUACUACAAUUAACUACAGUUAUGAAAUUGAUGCUCCAUACUGUAUAGCCUGAUGCAUCUCAAUUGACUGUUUCCCUUUACAAACCAAUAAAAGUCACAGAGUU